UACAGAGGCCCCACUCCAAAACGCGAUUUCCUCGCCGACUGGGUUUCCCAAAACGACGACGUCGUCCGCUCCCUCCCAAUCUAUGUCGGCUCGGCUUCCCUCUUCGCCGUCCUCCUCAACCGCGCCCUCUCCGGCAUCGCCCCCGUCGCCGACGCCGGCAGUUCGCAGUCCAGAGCUGACCUCUUGACUUUGGGAUUGGCGGUUACCAAUAUUUUGACUGGCCUCGUUUGGCUUUCAAUAAAACCUAAGUCUAUAACUGUGGUAAAUCCUCGAGGAGUUGAAUGCAAGAGAUUUUGCACUACACUUCCUGAAGUUGCACUUAAUGAGUUGCUUUGGGUGUGGGAAUCUCUGUCAGAUGCCACUUGUUGUCGUUCGCUCGUUGUUGUUUAUGAGAGAUCUUGUGUACUCCAAAUAGGUUUUGCUGCAGAUUCUUCUGCUGGGAAUGGUGAGGCUGUAAGUGUGGAUGCCAAUAAAUUGAUGCAAGGAUCAGUAUACGAGGGAGUUAUGAAAUCUGGUGCUCAGAGUUACUUGGCAAAUUUAUCUCUUUAUCCUGGAAAAUCUGAGCUGCCAUUUCUACCUUUAAAUACUCAGGCAGUAAUUUUACAGCCACUUGGAGAUAAAGGAAUUGCAAUUAUCGGUGGUGACACGAUACGAGGUUACACUGCUUCUGAUCAGGCAUGGAUCACUUACAUUGGAGAGAAGCUGGAUUCUACCCUUGCAAAAUAUGUGAAGCAUCACCCUCUGACUUCUCAAGAUUAAGUUUAAGAGAUUUGCGAGGUGGCCUCUCGUUCAUGUUUUUACUUGAUUUUAAUGGAAAUAAACCCUCGACCUUUUGCCGAGAUUUUUAGGAUAAGAGGCUCAUAUUGGUCGCAUGUAUAUGUUAUCCAUUUUUCAAGGCAGUGCUCAGAUUAUUAGUCAGACUAAUUGUAUACAUAAGCUCAUUUCAGAGAUUUUCAUUUGUAAACAUACAACGCCACAGUCUUCCAUGUCCUUCCUUUCAGAGAUAUAUAAUUAAUUCUGUUGUGGCUUGACCACAACCUUUUUUCCA
Molecule: messenger RNA, 1048 nt
Organism: Vigna umbellata (rice bean)
Lineage: Eukaryota; Viridiplantae; Streptophyta; Magnoliopsida; Fabales; Fabaceae
Gene: CCB4
Product: cofactor assembly of complex C
Biological process (GO): cytochrome b6f complex assembly
Cellular component (GO): chloroplast
Source: RefSeq, a predicted model, not a curated record